AUGACAGAAUUACUCCAACAUUCUAUCCACAGUCUAAAUUUUCAAUUAACUUCCAACCUAUCUUCGAUUCCUAGCUGUACCAUAAGACAUGCUAACGGUCAGCUAUUAAACUUUCAAGUAUGCGUACAUCAAGACCCCUUGGGAGGGUCCAGUUGCUUAGAUUACUGGUUAAUUCGAUCUCAUAGUGAUAUCAUUGAGCCAAAUACAGCAGCAGCCAUUUCAGUCAUUCGUCUUAGUCCGUAUGGAACCAUAGAACAAGUGCAACCCUCGCGUAAUUUCAAACAGCCCAUUAGUGAAUUACUGGGCAGACCCGUGAUGGCCUUUGUGUAUCAAGAUGAUGUAGAGCCAUUAUGUGCCAGUCUAGCCAAAAUUUGUUCCGUGCAUAAACAAUACCCAGCACAAGAUCCAUUAUUUAUACGAUGGUCACGAUUACCUUGUUUAAUAUCAUCUUCCGAAAAGGAAGAAACCAGCUUAGAUUACGAUUGGAUGUCUUUUACACUCAUGUCCUCAAAUAAUAACAUUGCAGUUGGCAAUUCUAUUCGACCCAUCUGUAUCCUUCGACCCUUACAAUGCGAACAAGAAGAAACCAUGGUGAUACAUGUGUCUCUAUUUGACCAAUUUGUUGAUUAUUACCAAUCUUUGUGUGAAGCUGCCAAACACAGUAAAGUCUAUCUAUCUGAAUUCUACAAUCACGUCCUAUCUAGUUUGAUUGAAAUCAUCGCUUACAUCUGGGAUUUAGUCAAAUCUAAUUAUAUUAUGCAAACCUCUCUGGGUAUACUCCAAUUUGCCGGUCUUCUUGACCAGCACCAUAUAAAAAUAAUUCAAAUCACGAAAUAA
Mucor mucedo is the source of this 837-nucleotide messenger RNA. RefSeq lists its product as uncharacterized. The transcript has 2 exons. NCBI's taxonomy places the organism in Eukaryota, Fungi, Mucoromycota, Mucoromycetes, Mucorales, Mucoraceae. The coding region runs from base 1 to 837 and encodes 278 amino acids. The record is from RefSeq and is a predicted model, not a curated record.